ACUUUGAACUCAUACCGCACCACCAUCUUCAUCUUCAUCAGUGUCAGCCCUGCGGUGACGUCACUGAGGGGUUGGAGCCGCAGCAGCGAGGCGCGCGGACACGGCCCAGGUGAAGGCACGAGCCUGAAGUCCGCAGGAAGAGCAGAAGAAGAAGAAGAGGCGGGAGGAGGAAGAGGCUCGCGCCGAUUUUCCAGGAAACUCGUUUGUCCGCAUCACUCCUCCUCUUCCUCCUCUUCCUCAGCAGCGGACACAGUCUCCCGCGCGAGCAGCUGAUCGAGGACAGGAGCGGAAGAAGAGCAGGCCAGGAGGAGGACCAGCUCGACCAGAACCAGAACAGAACCGGGUCCGGAGAGCAUCAUGGAGAGCAAAGAGAAGGCGGCAGCUCUGUUUAACCUGAUCCCAGUGGGUCUGAGGGUCGUGGCCAUCCAGGGAGUGAAGGUCGGGCUCUACGUGGCCAUGAACGCCGAGGGAUUCCUCUACACAUCAGAUGUCUUCACAUCAGAGUGUAAGUUUAAGGAGUCCGUGUUUGAGAACUACUACGUCAUCUACUCGUCCACGCUGUACCGGCAGCACGAGUCGGGUCGGGCCUGGUUCUUGGGUCUUAACAAGGAAGGGAUCAUCAUGAAGGGGAACCGAGUGAAGAAAACCAAACCCUGCUCGCACUUCGUCCCCAGACCCAUAGAAGUCUGCAUGUACAAGGAGCCGUCCCUGCACGAGCUCGAGGAGAAGCUGCUGAAGUCAUCACGAAGCCCGACGCUGAACAGUGGCCGAGCCAGGAGCCUCGACCGACCGGUGCGGCAGGCCGCCGACUCCUCCACAGAGCGGGAGGCGUCGUAGCCUGCAGCGUCCCCCGCAGGAGGAGGUUGAAAAGAAGGAGAACUCCCAUUUUACUCUCCUUCUGCUCAGCAACUACAGCCACUCAACAACCACCAACGACGACAACGAAGAAAAUAAAGUAAAAAGAAGCCUAAAAAAGAAAAAUUGGGAAAAGUUCUUCUUGCUUGUGAAGAAAUAUUUUAAGUCGGCGAGGGACGGGCGAGGGGAGGGAAAGAAUCAGGACAUUCAUGAUGGAGAUUUACAUUUUAUGCAAAAAGUCCUGCUGAAAUGGUGCCAGGAGGCUAGCACACCUACUCUUCAUCAACACAUUGUAAUCAUCAUUUCCUUCACAAAAAUGACAAAAUGUUUGCCGAGUCGAGCGAGCGCUGAGAACUCCAAAGCUUUAAGCCAUCUAGAAACUUCACUUCCUGUCCUUUCUUAAUGAAUGCAGAAACUGUCGCACUUUUCACACGCUGUGCUUCUUCUUAUUUGUCCAGUCAGGAGGAGCAGAGUCUGUUUUGCCUCCUUUAGCUGCUACAUCUUGUUUGAUUCUUGUUGAGUUUUUAUGGGAUGGAGACAACUUGUUUUGGGUUUAUUCACAGAUACUGCCAAUUUAAACAGAAAAAUGUCCAGAAGAGAACAAAUCCAGACAGGCUCUUUGUUCUGUCCAGAACCGGACUGCUUACUCU
Nematolebias whitei (Rio pearlfish) is the source of this 1505-nucleotide messenger RNA. RefSeq names its product fibroblast growth factor 12. NCBI's taxonomy places the organism in Eukaryota, Metazoa, Chordata, Actinopteri, Cyprinodontiformes, Rivulidae. Gene Ontology annotation, biological process: animal organ morphogenesis; cell differentiation; positive regulation of gene expression. The record is from RefSeq and is a predicted model, not a curated record. Gene Ontology annotation, molecular function: growth factor activity; fibroblast growth factor receptor binding. Gene Ontology annotation, cellular component: cytoplasm.